UGUUAUAACCUCUGUGUUGUGCCAGUGACUGCUUUAAAUGCCGCAGGGCUUGUGUGUAUGAACACUUCACGUAAAUAAAGUUUGUGAAUGAUAAAAGUAUAACUGAGCUCUGCAAUUCAGUAAUUGGAUAAUUACAUUCGUUUGGAAUAAAUAGCAGCCAUGCUGCACGGCAAGGUACGGAUUUGGGCUUUCGUCUGCCUGCAUAUUUUUCUAAUUGUGCCCAACUUAUUAGGAGAAAAAGACAAGCAGGAUCCUGGUGUAGGCUGCCAGGAGCCAGACAUUUACAGGUGCCGCAGUAGCUUAGAGGACCACAUCGACAACAAGAGUUACCCUUCCUGCAUAAAAAAAAAGCUUUUGUGUGACGGUGGCAUUGACUGUUUCCAUGGAGAUGACGAGGAGAAUUGCACUAUCACCCCCUGUGCAAGGAAUGAGUUUGAGUGCUCCAGCAGCUCCAGGCCUCGCUGUAUCUCAAUCAGUUACAGAUGUGACGGUGAAAUGGACUGUGAGUUUGGCGAGGACGAGGCCUCUGAUGAAUGUCGGACAAUAACUAAAAAAGGAAGUUGGUCUAGAGGUCACUUUCCCAAGAAAGGCUCCUUGGUGGACACGUUCACUUGUCCUAACAUGUUCCGAUGUCCAAACACAUUUACAUGUAUCAACAUGACCAAACUCUGUGAUGGAAACAUAGAUUGCCCUUUGGAUAAUGCUGAUGAUGGAAAUCACUGUUUCAACAGAGCCUGUAAGAAUAAAAAAUGCCCUUCUGGUCGAUGUAAAGAAACAAGUAAAGGUCCAAAAUGUUAUUGUGAGAGUGGCAAAGAAUUCAAUGGAACACACUGCAUAGAUUUGAAUGAAUGUAAUUAUUCUGGCUUCUGUGACCAAAAAUGCAGCAACACUAUUGGUGAUUAUAGUUGUUCUUGUGUAUCAGGCUAUACACUGGUUGGUAAAGGCACUUGUGUAAUCAGUGCGAACCCACCUAGUCCAAAGUUUGGCUUGGCCAACUAUAUCAGUGCUCAGAUCUUGGAUCUAGUAUCCAAUGAACGUCUUACAGCCUUAAACUAUCAGGUCUAUGGGACAGAUGUGACAAUACUAGAUGUAGACAUCAAGAACAACUCUCUAUGCUGGCUAUCUAGAGAUUUUCAUUUGAUGUGCGCCAGUGCUUCCAGUGAUAGCCAGACGUGGGAAGUCAAGAUACAGUACUCAUUGUCAACUGUGAAAGACAUGGCCAAAGAUUGGUUGUCUGGCAACUGGUAUUUUACUGAUGACCAGAAAGAGCUCAUCUUUAUGUGUAUAGCCAAUGGCAGCUACUGUCAAAAUGUGCUGACCGUAGGAAUCAAGAGGCCUUACAGCCUGGCCAUUGAUGCCACUAGAGGAUUCCUUUUCUAUUCAGACUGGUUUUCUGAUGACUCUGCCAACAUUGGUCGCUUAGAUUUGGAUGGUAACAACCAGAGGUCAUUGGUUAGCUUCAAGAUUGUCCAUCCCAGGGCCUUAACACUGGAUGUAGCCAACUCACACCUGUACUGGGGAGACUCAUUCCUCAGUGUAAUUGAAAGGAUUGACUACAAUGGUAACAAAAGGAUGGUCAUUGCAAAGGGAGUUGAUGUGGCGAAUGUGUUUGGGAUAGCAUUGCUGGAGAACUUCCUCUAUGUGACCAACAGGUUCAACAACAGCAUCUUGCGCAUACACCGCUUCAACACUUCUGUGCCCAACAAGAUUGUGUUUAAAUCCCCCAGUAAACCAGGCAGCAUCAAGCUGUUUCACCCCAUAGCACAACCUUCAGUUAACCUAGAUGUGUGCGGUGCUGCCAAAUGUGAGCAUCUCUGUAUUCCUGUACCAGAUGGGAACUCAGUCAAAGCUAAAUGUCAGUGUAAACUAGGCUACAAGAGAGAUAACUCUGGCAAAUGUAUAAAAAGAACAACUGAAAAGUUUCUCAUGUUUGCUAACGGCCAGCAGGGAAUGAUACAUCUUAUAUCCACUAAUAGUUCUGAAGGAGGAGUCGACGUGUACCCUCCAAUUUCCAAUCUGGUACGCCCUCAUGCUGUGGACUUUGAUUCUUUCCAAAGCUUUGUGUAUUUCUUUGACAUUGCCAAGCCCUCCCUGAUGCGGAGGAAGUUUAAUGCAGAAACUGAUCCAGAGCCAUUCUUGACCUCAGGUGUUAAAUGUGAUGGUCUUGCGGUUGACUGGAUUGGAAGAAACAUCUACUGUGCAGACAGCAGUAGAAAUGAGAUUGUGGCCAUCAGCCUCCGCAACAGUAGUCACAUCUUUGUUGUUUUAAACUCCACACAGUUCACUCAUCUCAACCCAAAGGCUCUUGCUGUGGACCCCAGGAAAGGAAAAAUCUACUGGACCAACUGGCUGAUCUCCUCUGAAUCUGGCAAGUCCAGCAUUAACUGGCUAAAUAUGGACGGCUCUGCUUGGGGUGUCAUCCAGGACACUGGCAUCCAGUGGCCCAAUGGGCUUGUGCUAGACCCUGCGACUGAGACUCUCUACUGGACUGAUGGAUACUAUGAUAGAAUUGAAUCCACUUCAACUGAUGGAACCAGGAGAAAAAACAUACUGAACUUUACCAGCAAUAUGCACCCCUAUGGCAUAGCUUUAUAUAACAAUAAACUGUACUGGACAGAGACCACUAACGGCAGCAUUAUGGAAAUGGAUCUGGCCACAAAGCAGAUUUCCUUUUACCGCAACAGCAGCGCACCUCUUUUUGAUGUCAAAAUGUAUGAUUUUGAUGCUCAGCCACAAGAUCCCAAUCAUGGCUGUUUUAAAGAGAGCAGCUGCAGUGACUUGUGUUUGGUCAACACUUCAGGUGCUGCUGUCUGUAAAUGUUCUGCAGGAAGAGUGUAUGAUGGCAGGCAGUGUGCAGGUAAUGUGGCAUUCAGGGGAUGUCACAAUAUACAGUUCCAGUGCAAUGAUGGGGAAUGCAUUCACAGUGCCAAUACGUGUGAUGGCAAAUAUGACUGUGGUGACAAGUCUGAUGAGGAUCUAAAUGGAGUAUGUGCAGUGAAGCAGUGUGACUCUGAGACCAUGUUCAGGUGCAACUCUUCAAGGUGUAUCUACCUGCAGUACAAAUGUGAUGGGGAAGUGGACUGUGAGCAUGGAGAGGAUGAGGACAUGGACCAGUGCUCAGUUCACACGUGUGGUGUUGGCUACAGCCAAUGUAGUAAGUCUCGUCAAUGUAUACCAGACUCUUGGUUUUGUGAUGGAGAAGAAGAUUGUUCAGAUGGUUCUGAUGAAGAUGCCAAUCACUGCUGCUCCAAGGGAAGUUGUGACAGGAAGUGUGCCGCAGAUGAAUACAAAUGCCUGAGUGGUAACAAGUGCAUCAAGUAUGAGUUCAGGUGUGACAAUGAGUAUGAUUGUCCAGACAAUUCGGAUGAAAUAGAUUGUGGAGAAUGGUGCGACCCUGUCAAAGAGUUCAAGUGUGCGAAUGAAACUAAAUGCAGGCCCAAAAUUUACUUGUGUGAUGGAGAGAGGAACUGUGCUGAUGGAACAGAUGAAAAAAACUGCACAAAGCAGGAGAGGAUUUGUCACAAAGAUGAAUUUGCCUGUGGUUCUGGGCCCUGUAUCAAGAUGAUGUAUCGUUGCGACAACAAGACGGACUGCUUUGAUGGUUCUGAUGAAGUUAACUGCUUGGCUAACAUGACAGUCAAGAGCUGUAGUCGCCCAGACAAGGAGUUUGCUUGCCAUGAUGGUAAACAGUGCAUAGACAAGUUCUUCAGGUGUGAUGAUGACUUUGACUGUGAUGACAAGUCUGAUGAGCUAGACUGCACCAAGUGCCAGUCCCCUAACUUUGCGUGCAAGACUCAUACCUCCAUGUGUAUCCCACCUGAGAAACUGUGUGACAACAGAAAUGAUUGUCCUGAUAGCUCGGAUGAAGGAAGACUUUGUGAAUAUGACAUGUGCAUAAACCAUGACUGUCAAGGAACCUGUCACAAAUCCCCUGAGGGCUUUGUGUGCUCCUGUCCAGAGAACCAGAGACUGAGGCCUGACAACAAGACUUGUGCUGCCAUAGACUCUUGUGAGAAGUGGGGCGUUUGCAGUCAACUUUGUCAGCAGACUGUCAAGGGACAUAAAUGUCAAUGUAGUCCAGGCUACACCCUGCAGUUAGAUCAAUACAGCUGUAAGCCCAAUGACCCUGUGCCAGUGUACAUAAUCUUUGCCAAUCGCCAUGAGAUCAGACGUUUGAAUGUCCGGAACAACUCCAUGGUUCACCUGGUAUCUAACCUUCAGAAUGCCAUUGCCUUGGACUUUCAUUACAACCAGUCUCUAGUCUUUUGGACUGAUGUCAGCAAUGAUAAAAUUUACAAAGGAGAGAUCAAUGCCAAUUCAGCUGUCACAAAGAUAGAGCCCAUCAUUGAGUUUGGCCUGGCCACCACUGAAGGUUUGGCAGUGGACUGGAUUGCCAACAACAUCUACUGGGUGGAGAGUAACCUUGACCAGAUUGAAGUGGCCAAACUGGAUGGAUCACAAAGGGCCACUCUGAUAGCAGGGAACAUGACCAGCCCUAGAGCCAUUGUACUUGAUCCAAGAGUGGGAAAGCUGUUUUGGACUGAUUGGGAUGGUUCACAUCCUAGAAUUGAGUCAUGCUCUAUGGCUGGUGAACCUGAGACUCGCAUGGUAGUGUUUGACAUUCGCAACUACAAGGGAGCUGGUUGGCCUAAUGGGUUAGCUUUGGAUUACGAGACGAAACGUCUGUAUUGGGUUGAUGCAAGGUCCGACUCCAUCCAUAGUGUCUUGUACAAUGGCAGUGAUCAUCGCCUGGUCCUUAAAUCCCACAGAGCAUUGAACCAUCCUUUCUCUCUGACAGUGUUUGAGCAUUAUGUCUACUGGACAGACUGGAGGUUCAAUACACUGGUUAUGGCCAACAAAUUUAAUGGUUCUGAUGUGACAGUCCUUCACAGAACCUACCAGCAACCAUUUGAUCUACAAGUGUAUCACCCUAAACGACAACCUCAAAGUCAGAACCCAUGUCUCAAUAACAAAUGCAGUCACCUGUGUCUGAUUGGAGACAAAAUCAAACCAGUCUGUCGCUGUCCUCACAGGUUUAAGAUGACCAGUGAUAAUUUAAGAUGUGAAGAAGACAACACUUUUCUACUGUUCACAAAGGAGAAUGAGAUCCGAGGAGUUGACCUAGAUAAUGCCCACUACAAUGUCAUUCCAUCCAUCACUGUGCCGUUUGUGGAGAAUGCUACCACUAUUGACUAUGACGUGGCAGAUGAGCGCCUUUACUGGACAGACAUGAAAAAGAAUGUGAUCACUAGUGCUUACCUGAAUGGAACAGGAAUUACUACAGUCAUAGACUCAGGUCUGUCCAAUCCUUCUGGUUUUGCCAUUGACUGGGUGUCCAGGAACAUGUACUUCUCCUCUUAUACUGAUGUGGCUGGCUACAUCUCAGUAGCCAAGCUGGACGGUGCCUUCCGUAAAGAGAUCUACAGAUCAGAUGCCAAAAGUGUAUCCAAACCGAACUCUAUCGCCAUACACCCAUCUGAGGGUAUCAUGUUCUGGUCAGACAUGGGAGGUAACACCAUCUGGAAGGCAGAUAUGGAUGGCAAGAAGUUCCAUGAGUUUGUGACUGUUUCUAACAAGGGAGCACAAAAACCAGCCAGUCUAACUGUGGACAUAGAUACCAACAGAUUGUAUUGGAUUAGUCGAGGUGAGAAGGCCAUUUUCUGGUGUAACAUCUCAUUGUCCAUCUGCAAGCCCACCUUGGACCAGAACAUCCCUAUUGAGGACCCCAUCUCCAUGGCCCUCUACACACCAGAGAAGCCAGGGGGACAGGGCAGGGACAAGAUCUUCUUCUAUGCCAACAAUACCUACAUUAUCAAGAAUGAGAAUGGGAACCAAAAAACUUUAAGAGAAGAUGCCCAGAACGUUUAUGACCUGAGAGUUUAUGACCCCAAGAGCAGGAAAGAAAUUAAAAAUAAUUGUGCCAUCGCCAAUGGAGGCUGUGAGCAGCUAUGUUUACCAAAACCCAGUGAAGGGAUAGUAUGUGAAUGCACAGUUGGUUACAAGACAGUCAAUGGCAGCAAAUGUCAAGGCAUAGAGACAUUCAUCCUGUACACUCAAGCAUCUGAAAUACAUGGAAUGACCUUGGACUUAAAUGGCAGUGUGCCAGCCUUGGCUUCCAUCUCCAAAAUCUCUAGAGCUACAUCAGUGGACUUUCAUGCAGGUAAUGGACAGAUCUAUUGGGUGGACAGUGAGCUCCGGGUCAUAUCUCGUAUCAAGAGGGACCUUAGUGGACGAGAAGUGAUUGUGUCACAGGGCAUUGCUGGUGCAGAGUCCCUUGCAGUGGACUGGAUAGCUGGUAAUAUUUAUUGGACUGACCAAGGACACAACACGAUUGAAGUGACCAGGCUGGAUGGCAGUAAAAGAUAUGUGGUGCUUCAUGAUGACAUUGAGAAGCCUCGAUCAAUUGUUGUGCAUCCUAUUAAAGGAUUUCUGUAUUUUGUCAAUGGGGUGAAAGACCCGAGAAUCGUAAGAGCUCGACUGGAUGGCUCAGGCAGGAUAGACUUUGUGAAUUCUAUGAAUUCUACAGACAGACAGAUUAAAGGGCCUACUGGCCUAGCACUUGACUAUGAAACAGGGGACCUUUACUGGUGUGACAAAGAUCGUGAUGUCAUUGAAAAGGUUACUGAGAGUGGGGUCAGAUCUUUAGUUGUCACCACCAACCUGACUGACUGCAGUAGUCUUGCAGUCCACAGAGAGAAACUUUAUUGGGCAGAUAUCACUGACCUUCAAGGCUCCAUCAAGUUCAUCAACAAAACUUCCAACACUGGUAAAGACUACAAUGUCUUAAAGUCUAACAUCACCAAGUUGAAGGACAUCAAGGUGUUUGACAUCAGGGUACAAUCUGGUUCAAAUCCUUGUGGGUUCAGAAAUGGUGGCUGUGAGGAACUGUGCUUGUUCAGGGGUGGUAAAAACUUCACCUGCGCUUGCUCACAUGGUAAACUGAUGAACAAUGGCAAAAACUGUACAGAAUAUGACUCAUUCUUAUUGUACUCUGAGAUAAACGCUUUGAAGAGCUUGGUCUUGGCCAACAGCACUGACCAGAAUGCCCCUCGGCAGACCAUUCAGAAUGACACACACAUGAAGAAUGUGAUAGGACUGGCUUUUGAUUAUGCAACACAAAGAAUUUUCUUCAGUGACAUCCAGCAGGGCAACAUCCAGUCUGUGUUCUUCAAUGGCACAGGAUUCACACUCAUUCUUGAAGGUAUUGGUUCUGCUGAAGGUUUGGCAUUUGAUCCACUACAGCAGCAUCUGUAUUGGACCAGUUACUCUGGGUCUAACAUUAACAGAAUUUCCUUCCAUGGAAACAAGCCUAAGAAUGAGGUCUUCUUUCAGCUUGAGGCCCUUGAUCAUCCCAGAGAUAUUGUAAUUAACUCGUGCAUAAGGAGGGUCUUUUGGACCAACUGGAGUGACCGCCGGCCAUCCAUUCAGGCUGCAGCCUAUGACAGCGAGGGUAAGACCAACAGCACGCAGUCCAUUAUCACUGACAGAAUUCGGACUCCCAAUGGGCUGACCAUUGACCACAAAGCUUUGAAGUUGUAUUGGUCAGAUGCAAGACUGGACAAGAUAGAAAGAUGUGACUUUGAUGGGAGCAAUAGGAUAGUGAUAGUCACAUCUAUACCCCAACACUCAUUUGGCCUUGCUGUGUAUGGAGACUUCCUGUACUGGACUGACUGGCUGCUAAGAGCUGUCAUCAGAGCCAAUAAGUAUGAUGGCUCCCGAGUGACCUGGCUCAAGCAGAACAUCCCUCGUCAGCCGAUGGGAAUUAUCGCAGUGGCUAAUGACACUGAUGACUGUAAAUUGAACCCAUGCUAUGAGAAUUCGUUUGGUUGCUCUGACAUUUGUAUAGUGAAUGAGAGAGGUGAUGCCACUUGUCAAUGUGGAGAACGCAAAAAACUUCUUCCAGAUGGGAAAAGAUGUGUCUCGGAGUCUGUGCAGAACUGCGCCAAUGAUGACUUUGUCUGUGAAGAUGGCAGCUCCUGUAUCCAGUAUGAAAGGACUUGUAAUGCCAUAUCCGACUGCUAUGAUGCAAGUGAUGAGUCGCAGGAGUUUUGCAGUAAGAGGAAGUGUCCAGCACACUUCUACCAGUGUCAGAAUAGCACUAGGUGUGUUAAGACCACCAAACUCUGUGAUGGCCACAGUGACUGUGAGGAUGGCUCAGACGAGCUCAACUGUGCCUGCAAUGAGAAUGAGUUCCGCUGCAGUGACGGCAUGUGUAUCCAAGCUAAAUACAGAUGUGAUUUUGAUGGAGACUGUCCAGACUUGUCUGAUGAGCUGGGAUGCAACAAAACCUGUUCAGAAAUGCUGGGCAACUCUGACCUGGUGCCUUGCAAUGGCACCUCUAUGUGUAUUCUGCCUGGCUGGAUCUGUGAUGGCUCUAAUGACUGCUGGGACAACAGUGAUGAGGCCAACUGUAAACCCAAAAUAUCUCAAGCUGGCUGCUCCUCUAACUUUGUCUGCAGUGAUGGACACUGUAUCCUGCCCCAGUGGAAAUGUGAUGGAGAAAUUGACUGUGGGGAUGGAUCUGAUGAGAAGAAUUGCUCUUGUAUUUGUGAUGGGGAAGAAGGCUGCCCAGAAGGAAAUGAUGAGCAAAAAUGCUGUAAAGAGUACCAGUUCAGGUGUAAUGAUGGCCGGUGUAUUGCCAAGGAGUGGGUCUGUGAUGGUGAUGAUGACUGCUCUGAAGGAGAGGAUGAAAAGGUGGCUGGAAGAACAGACUGUCACCAUGAAGAGUGCACUAAAGUACAGUUCCAGUGUUUGAAUCACAGAUGUAUUGACCAGAAGUAUUAUUGUGAUGGGGACAAUGACUGUGGGGAUAACUCUGACGAGUCUCCAUUCUGCUCUAAAUACCAUGGCCAUUGCACUGAGGAAGAGUUCCUCUGUGUGCGUGAUCUCGUCUGUAUUGAGGCCAACAAGCGCUGCAAUGGCCACGCAGAUUGUACUGACCGCUCUGAUGAAGAAGACUGCCCCAUGUCAAAUGAGGAUUCUGGACCCUGCCCUCUGCAUCACUUCCAGUGUAACAACAGGCUGUGCGUCAAUGAAUCGCUACUGUGUAAUGGGAAUGAUGACUGUGGAGAUCACUCUGAUGAGCCUUCUGUUUGUGGCAUUGAUGAAUGCAAGUCCAAGAGACCAGUGUGCAGCCAGAACUGCAUAGAUAAAAAAAUUGGUUACGAAUGCAGAUGUUAUCCUGGCUUCCAGUUUCAAGAUCUGCCAGAGAAUUUGACUACCCAGGCCAAUAACAGCCAGAGAAUGCAAAACAGGAAGUGUGUUGAUAUUGAUGAGUGCUCUACACUACACCCCUGCAGUCAUUUUUGUACCAACUCUGUGGGCUCCUACAAGUGCAGCUGUGCAGAAAAUUACAAACUGAUGAGUGAUGGGAUCUGUGCAGUGGCUGACGGAAUUGAAGUUCAACUGCUGGUGUCCAACCGGUUCUAUUUGAGACUCAUUGGGACCAGCAAAAACAAUGUGACCACCUUCACCAGUGAGCUGAGGAACUCUGUAGCUGUGGACUAUGACUGGAAGGAGCAGAUGGUGUACUGGUCAGACAUUACUAAUGAUAAGAGUAGCAUCUCCAGGAUGGGAUAUAACUUUAUUAACAAGACUAGGACAGGGGAGGAGCAACCCCUACACAACAACACGGUCAGGAAUCCAGACGGCCUGGCUGUAGAUUGGGUUGGACGCAACCUGUACUGGUGUGACAAAACUACAGACACCAUCGAGGUCUCUAAGCUCAAUGGAGAUUACAGGAAAGUCUUACUAAGACAAAAGCUGCAAGAACCAAGGGCAAUUGAGGUCUUCCCCCAGAAAGGCUACUUAUUCUUCACUGACUGGGGCAAUAGUCCACACAUCAGCCGCAUGAACAUGGAUGGUACUGGGCUGAUACAGAUUGUGAAUGAAAGCAUAGCCUGGCCUAAUGCUCUCACCAUUGACUAUGUCACUGAGAAGAUCUACUGGGGUGAUGGCAGCUUAGACUACAUAGCCAUGGCAGACCUUGAUGGAUCCAACUUCUCGUACAUCAUCAGAGACAAUAAAAAGAUCCCUCAUGUGUUUGCUCUGGGCAUUUUUGAAGGUAUCUUGUACUGGACUGACUGGGAGAAGAGCAGUGUCAUGUCUGCAGCCAAAUUUUCUGGCAGCAACAUCACCAGGAAAAUUGAUUUUGUUCAGAGGCCAAUGGAUAUUCAAGUAGUCCACCCACUCAGACAGUUGCCUGUUGUAGACAAAUACAACAUGUCACCAUGUGAUUACAAACAAUGUACGCACUUGUGUCUGCUGAGACCUGCUCAGUCAGGCACUGGUGUAGAUGCUGUGUGUGCUUGUCCUGAAAACCAUUACUUGGCAGAAAAUGGCAAAAGCUGUAUUGCCAACUGUACAAGUUCUCAGAUAUUGUGUACAGCUAAUUCCAAGUGUAUACCUUUCUGGUGGAGGUGUGACAAGAGCCAUGACUGUCCAGAUGGUAGUGAUGAAAGUGAUGAUUGUGGGGAAUACUACUGUAGUGAGUCUGGAUUGUUUCAAUGUCAAAACGCUACUUCAGCCAAAGAUUGUGUUUUGCCUAAUCAAAUCUGUGAUGGGAGGGCCCAGUGUCCAGACCAAUCUGAUGAAUUCAACUGUGCCAACUACACAUGUAUGGAGCAGUACAGCAAGUGCCAUAAAGACAACAUCUGUAUUCCCAACUUUAAGUUUUGUGAUGGACACCCUGACUGCUCUGAUAAUGAGGAUGAAAAGUCUUGUGCUAUAACAGAAUGUACCGCCAACCAGUUCAAGUGUUCCAAUGGCCGCUGUGUCCCUUAUGUCUGGAAGUGUGACAAUGAUGAUGACUGUGGUGAUGGCAGUGAUGAGCCAAUGGACUGCAAGACAUCACACUGUCCCAAAGAUUUCUUCAAGUGCAACAGCACUGGUCGCUGCAUACCAGAAUCCUGGAAGUGUGAUGGUGAUAAUGACUGCAGUGAGCAUGACACAUCAGACGAGGACGCUGUUGAAUGCAGUGCACAGACUUGUGAGCCAACAUUUUACCGCUGUAAAAAUGGCCACUGCAUUCCAGGUCGUUGGAAGUGCGACUUCCAUGAUGACUGUCGGGAUGGUAGCGAUGAAAUGGACUGUGUGGUUCAGAAAUGCUCUGACAAUCAGUUCCAGUGCACAUAUGGCAAGUGUAUCCCCUUGAGCCUAAAAUGCAAUAAUGUCUUUGACUGUCUAGAUAAAAGUGAUGAAGUUGGCUGCGGUGACAAAUGUAAUAAUAGCACCCAUUUCAUGUGUAAGACCAUCCAACACUGCAUCCCUCUCAAGUGGAAGUGUGAUGGUGAAACAGACUGCGCUGAUGGCACUGACGAGAUCCAUUGUGAACGCAACUGUACAGACAAAGAGUUCAAGUGUAAUAACUCCCAGUGCAAACCUAAAGACUGGCAGUGUGAUGGCGAUGAUGAUUGUGGAGAUAACUCUGAUGAGGAUGUCAAAUUGUGCUCAACAUUUGACUGCCCGCCUGACAAGUUCCGAUGUGGUAAACUUGAGGGCCAACCUAAAUGCAUCUGGCCAAGCAUGCUGUGCAACCAGCACAAGGACUGUCCAGGGGGAGAGGAUGAAGAUAUCAGUCUCUGCUCUGUUGUCAACGAGUGUAUGCAACCAAACUUCAUCUGCAAAUCCAAGACCCAGUGCCUGCUGCCCUACAAACAGUGUGAUGGGGUUAAAGAUUGUAUGGAUGGCUCGGAUGAGGAUGAGAAAAUCUGUGCUCAAAUGUCAGUCAACAAAACUGGAAGCUGUUCCAUUAACAAUGGUGGCUGUGAACAUAUGUGUAAUGAAAUGCUUCAUGGGCCAAAGUGUGAGUGCAGAAAGGGCUACAUCCUUGGUCAUGAUGGGGCCUCAUGUUUAGUCAACAAUCCCUGUAAUUACUACAACACUUGCUCCCAGCUUUGUGACUUCAAUGCUGGUCAAUAUCAGUGCUCCUGUGAUGUUAACUUUGAAGCUGUACAUUUCCUACGUAGAUCAUGUGUGGCUAAAGAUGGUUCAGAAGCUCAACUCUUGAUUGCUGAAAAGGGAAAUAUAGAACUGAGAACUAAACUCCACAGUAAUGAUGACACCAUGAAGCAAACUCCUAAGAUUGAUGAAACCAGCAACAACAUCAUAACAUCAGUAGAUGUAGACAUUGAGAACAAUUACAUGUUUUACAUCAACAAAACCUUAAAUGAAUACUUUCUGGUCAGAAAGAGAAUGAACAUUGCUGCUAUUGACCUGAGGCGGAAAAGACAAGCAGCAGAAGAUACUAAAAUCCUGUACUUUCAAGACCGUCAGAUGUUUGAAAUGGGAGGCCUGGCAUUGGACUGGGUAGCCAAAUAUAUUUACCUGACAGACAUAAGUAACAGGCAGAUUUAUGUUUUCAACUACAAUGGCACAAGGAGUAAAAUCCUGGCCAAAGGAAACAUGAGGCAUCCCCUGGCUAUAGCAGUGGAUCCCAAAGCAGGAUAUGUUUUCUGGGCUGAUGCUGGAUCAAUCUCCAAAAUAGAGCGGUCUAACCUAGACGGUUCUGGAAGAGUGACCAUUGUGUCCUCAGAGGUUGUCUGGCCAUCCAGCAUCACUGUGGACCCCAUUGGUCAGUGGCUGUACUGGGCAGAUAUUAAGAAGCACACUGUGGAAGUAUCCAAAUAUGAUGGCACAGGCAGGCAGAUAGUCUUCAGUGCUGGUGAAGAUCCUCCUAUGGCUCUGGAUGUGUUUGAAGACUACAUCUACAUACUGACCUACAAGAACAACACUGUGAUCAAGGUGAACAAGUUUGACAGGAAUCCUGCAAACAUCUUCUUUACCACCAGCACCGCCUGGGACAUCCUGGUAUUGCACCAGUAUAAACAGCCAAAGUUUAGCUCCAACUGUACUGGAGCCAAUAAGUGUGAGCCCUCAGAAAUCUGUUUCAACAAGCCCCAGGACCCCAAAGGUUUUGUCUGCCUUUGUCCAGAUGGAGCUAAGAAAAUAGGGGACAAAUGUGACUUCCAGAAAAAUCCUGGCUGUGUGGUGAAUUAUUGCAAAAACAAUGGCACUUGUGAGCUGACCAAAAUAGGCAACAAACCAAAAUGCAGUUGUGAAAAUGGUUUCCAUGGUGACCAGUGUGAGCAUGAUGCCUGCUAUGGCUACUGCCUGCAAGGGAAUUGCAGUUUGUCUGGGUCACAGCCCACAUGCAGCUGUUUCAACAAUUUUUCUGGCACCAGAUGUGAUAAGUUUGUCUGCACAAACUAUUGUCAAAAUGGUGGACUCUGUAGACCAAUAGAGGGAAAGCCUGUCUGCUUCUGUCCUGCUUCCUACACAGGAGAGAGGUGUGAGAAAACAUCAGAGGAUUGGUGCUCAUUGUCCUGCAAGAAUGGAGCCACGUGUAGCAAAGAAAAGUCAGGCUACCAUAUCUGUAACUGUGCUCCUGGAUUUACAGGUAAACGCUGUGAGCAUUGCCUCGACUUGUCCUGCAACAACAAAGGAGUGUGCUACAAAGACAAAGACACUGGCAAGUCAAAGUGUGAAUGUCUUAAAGGCCUUGAGAGCAGCACCAAUUGUGCCACGGCAGUCAACUGUACCACUGUAUGUCAGCUGGGAAACAAUAUUUUCCCAGAAGUGUGUGAUUGUAACUGUCCACCUCCAUACUAUCUGUGCAAGUCGUGUGAUCGCCAGUGUGGAGAAAACUACAAGUGUAAUCUGGAUAUAGACAAACGACCAACAUGUGUCUGUGAUGAUAUCCAUGAAGGUGUCAACUGUGAGCUUUGUAAGUGUCAGCCAACUGGUCAGUGUAGUCGAGAUCAAAAGAAACAACCAGUUUGCAACUGUAGCAUGGAAACUUUUGGCAAGUUUUGCCAGUACCACUGCAUAGGCUCCUGUGGGCCCAACGGCCACUGCACCCAAUGUGAACUCAAUACCACAACACAUAAGACUCUGUGUACGCCUGGCAGGUGCAUAUGCAAUCCAGGUUUUGAUGGACCAUUGUGUCAGGCUAACUCAACCUCAGCAGCAACACAGGGAGCCUCAGGUCCUGCCAGUUCACUGACCCUUGUUGUUGUCAUAGUCGUGACCAUCAUAGGCUUGUUCAUCGUAGCGUCAAUCAUUUUCCUGGUCUAUAGACAUAGAAAGCGGAGAUUGUCUCAGUAUGGACAUAAACGUAUGAACGACAGCAACUUGAAUGUGACAAAUCCUGUGUACAUGAAGAAUCACGUAGAGGAAGAUGAUGAGUGUGAACCUUUGAGCGGAGGUGGAGUUAUAUUUACAGGCCACAAUGGCAACAACUUUGACAGUAACAUGUAUGAUGUGUAUUCAAGUGACAGCACUCAAAAGUUACUGUCAUCCAGUGCACCAGAGGAAGAGAUGACCAUUACCUACUCCAGCGGUGUUAACGACAGGGGAAACCACACAGAGGAACCAAGGGCAACUAUUGCGUAGCAGCAUGGGAGCUCUGGGAACAAAUUAGGAAGUCACUACAUGCACAAGUGUCAGUGUCAGACUUGACUGUGUGUGUGUCUUCAACUGGUGAUAUAUUCUAAAAAUUAAAAAAAUCCAAUGGAUUGUGUUUUCUUGAACAUAUAAGUAUUUCUAGAUCUGCAGCUAAUGGGUGUGUGGCUGACAUGAGUGGUUGUCUAUAUUGGCUCUGGUUGACUUGGGUGCUUAUCUGUACUGAAUGUGGUUGGUGUGAAAGGUUGUCAGUAUGUGAUCUGGUGAACAUAUGUGGUUUAGUGUGGUUAAAAAAUUGAAUGUAUACAUAUAUAUAAAUCAUGUUUCAAAGAGACUACUCUAUGCCUGGGAACACAUUGAUCAUGAUGAAAGACUGAUCUAACAUGCAUUGAAUUUCUUGUCAUAAUCUCUUGUACAUAGAUAUUUCUUACAUGGAGACUUGGAUUAGUUGUGUCUCUAAAGACAUUGAGUUUAUUUUAUUGUGAUGCAGUUGUGUGCAGUGUAAUAGCCAUACAUAGUUCUUAUUUUCAAAGGUGUAUACAUAUACUGGUAGGCUGGCUGUAUGAAUCCAGGGCAGGCCAAGUGAAUUUUGUGGCCACAAAUAAAAUAUUUAAAUAAAUACUAGAAACAGCAAAAAAAUAAAAUUACACAAUUUAUUUAAAACCUACCCCAUCUAUAUCUAAAUCAACAAAUGACUGAAAUUCAUGAGUUGCAGAAUUAGUAAACAUAGAGUCCUACUGCUCUACUAUGUUUCAGAUCUGAUCCAAGUUUCACAAUUUUUCCUCAAAAUUUUUUUAGUCCUGUGCGAAGCCUAGUUUGGUCUAUGCCUAAGGCCAGCCCUGAUGAAACCUACCUACAUGGCAGUACUGUAUUGUAUUGGUCACUGCGACCUGGUUAGGGAAAAAUACAAAUUACUUAUUGCCGAAAAUUAUUUUUUUAGCAACAGUUGUUGAUUUUUUAUUUAUUAUUGUGGAGAAUAUGAAUAUUUAAAUGUACAAAUAUGAUGUUGGUACAAUUUCUUCCUAUGUUGUUAAGUGUAUGAAAUCAAUUAUUUCUUGUAGAUGUGUCCCAAAAUGUAAUCAAACUUUCAAAUAUUGCUUCCUUCAUUGAUUACUUGAUAAUUUAAUUUCCAUUGUUGAUACACAACUGUUAAUCUACUUCAACCAGUUUCUGACAGUAUUGAUUUGUUUCUGGAACAACUAAUGAGAAUAACAAAAUGUUGUUAUUUUGUUAGCUCAUAAAGAAAUUGUUCAUUUCAGUUAGUUUUUAAAUGUGUUUUUUUUUUAAGCUGCUAAGUAAGUCUACCAAAAUGCUCUAAUUUAUCUUCCAUUGCAGUGUUAGCCAGGAAACUGUGUACAAAUUAUGAGCCUGGUGUGUGUACAUAAACAAAAUGAACAUAUAGACCAUAAUCUGUGUACAUAGAUGUUAUUUACACACAGUUGAUUUAUGCCCCGUUUGAAGUUAGCCCCCACUUUGUAUUUAUUUGUCUCUCUUUCUCACCUCUCCCACCCCCAGCCUCACUCCUCUCCCGCCCUAAGCCUCUCAGCCAUCAUCAGUCAAGUGUUUCUAUUCCAAUUGAUUGUAGAACAAAGUAAAGCUGCUGAUAAAUCCCUGAACACUUUCCAGCUCAGCCCUGCUAACUUGCUACUGGAGGCAUGCAUUUACCACUGAUCUAUAAGCCUGCUUCCCCCCCCCCCCCUUUUUUUUUUUUUUUAACACAGUUAUAAAUAGAACACAUAUUUCAUGUAUAUUGUCAUUGUGUGAUCCCUGACUUUCUAUUUCUAUUGGUGGAAUCGGAUAAAUGUGCUUGUUUGCUGGAGUGAUGCAAGUGUGAACUCAUCGGUUGAAGACUUGCUUAUAUAUAUUGUGAAAUAUUUGAUUUGUACAUUAUUUUCAUGUCCUGUUUUUGCUUUCUUUCAACUGUAUUAUAAAACCUUUUUUUUUUUCAUUGUCCCAUUCCUUUCCCCCUCCCCGGCAUAUUUGAUUCAAUAUUUUGCCAUAUAAUUUAGCAUAUAAAUACAAUUAUAAAUAUAUAUAAAUAUAUAUAUAUAACUAUUACAAAAAUUCAAAUAUAUAUAUAUAUAUAUUUCAAUACAAACCUCUAUUAUUGUUCACCUAUGUUACCAUGCUUUGAAGAGACUAUUUUUGUGGGCUGAUACAUUCCAAGACAAUAGUUACCAUAUUUUUGUUCAGUCAUAUUUUGCUUCUAUGUUUUCAGUGCAUAGUGGUAGUUGAGAGCUGUCCUUGCACUGCAACUCCUGACAGUUACCUCCCAUUUCUUCCUUCUGUCUGUCUGUCACAAUAACGCUCUCUCUCUCUUCCUGCUCUUCUCUUGUAUGUGUUGCCAUGUAAAACCAUUGACAUAUCAGUAGAACAAAGAGUCCAUGUUAUACGAAGCUGUUGUACACAGUCUCUUGGAUGAUGACAUUUUUGUCUUUUAUAUUUCUGCCUCACCACAUUGAGUCUGGCAGGCAGGGGGCAGUGAUUACCUGCGUCUCUAGAAAGAUGGUUCAUUUCUUUUGGCAUUUGAAUUGCUUUUUGCUUUUUUGGAUAUAGAUGUUAACAUGCGUAUUUUGUAAUAUCAAGUUACAGUCUGUAGUGCAGUUGUGAAGCAAGUGGUGAGAGCUAUUGAUAAAUUGAUUUCAUUGAAACUUUAUUCAUUUUCUUUUUAUUUCAUAUGUUGUUUAUUUUUUUUUUUUAACUGAUUGAAACGGUGUGCCAAAAUGUUGAUAGACUUGAAAAGGGAAAACCUAGAAUAAUCUCUAGACUGCAAGAAAAAAUCUGAGAUAUUUUACUACCAUAUUAAACUUAUUAUAAAUGAUAUUUGUCAUUGCAAUGUUUCAAGCCUUGUUUUCCCCAACUGAAAUAUUGUCCUAAGUAAAAGCCUAGAACUUUGGUUAAUAAUGAAAUCCAGAAGUUUGAGGACAAAUUAAAUUAUUAAAUUAUUAAUUAACAGGGAUUGAUAAAUAUUUAAUAGUGUUAUUAAGAGAUUUUGAAUGUAUGUUAAAAUAAAUUGCCCACUGUCAAGGUCAUCUAAGUGUUACUUCCUGUGGAUUUAAUUGCUGGAUGCCUUGUCUAUCUAGGCCAGUACUAUAACAUUGAAUAUUUUUAUCUUCACCAAAGAGGCACAGCAGUGUUCUAAGCUUCCUCUGGGCUCAUGUUUUUCCUUUCUCCUUCUAAUUGAAUGUACCAUCAAUGUGAACUGAUUGGCCAGUUGUAAGUUGUUUUAAUGGGGAUCAAUUGAUUUGCCAGCACUGAAAUAGUUUAAACAGUUUAAGACUUGCACAGUUCAUUCAGAAUGCUUUUUCUGUUUUUAAUGGUGGUCCAAUAAAUCAAAUUAAAUAUAAAUAUACAAGUCCUGGAGUCCCUUUUUUUUUGUGUGCAUAGUUCACUCAACUUCAUUGAUUGAUACAUUUAAAUAAGUUUUGUUUUCAUAAAUAACACUUUGUACUGUAAAUUAGUAAACAAUAACAGGGAAAUUUAGCCCAAUGAUUGUUAUCAUAGCAAGGCUGACUACUAUCAAAAUUUAUUUAUACAUGUCCAGAUAGUGAAUCAAAGUUGAAAGGUUGUGAAACCAGAGGCAGAUGAAUCAACAGGCUGUAGUUGUUUUUGUCUUGUGAUAAAAUGUUUCAUUAAUGUCUUCCUAUCCAAUGUCUCAACUCCUACAAGUCAAGUUGCCUUUCUCCCUCAGUUGGACUGCAUGUCUUGAUUGAACUUCUCCUGGGCUCUAUUGUGAUGUGUUAUAAUGAAACGAACAUAACUGUUUGUCCUCUUGUGCCAUUGUCACUGUUCUUCCAUAAAAUGAGAACCUCUGGACUGUACAAUAUCAGCAUUCCUUGUUCCUAACUACAUCAAAGCAUUUUAUAUACGAACAUGUUCUACUUACAGCUUAUUGAUUUAUGCCAUAGUUUUAGUCCAAGCCAAAGUAAGCUCUAUGUGUAUACUUAGUGUCAGUAUACAAUCAUUUUGUAGUGUGACUCAUUAAAAUUUGAAAUCACAUGAACAAAAA
Biomphalaria glabrata is the source of this 18409-nucleotide messenger RNA. RefSeq names its product low-density lipoprotein receptor-related protein 1-like. The coding region runs from base 160 to 14391 and encodes 4743 amino acids. The transcript is spliced from 98 exons. NCBI's taxonomy places the organism in Eukaryota, Metazoa, Mollusca, Gastropoda, Planorbidae. The record is from RefSeq and is a predicted model, not a curated record. Gene Ontology annotation, molecular function: protein binding; calcium ion binding.